CGUUUUUGACUUUUGACAGCUACUACUGCAAUUGUGUUAUACCGCAUUCUUACUUACGUGUUGUCCAUAUAUAUAUCUAUAUGAAACAAAAAUGGUCGUGGAAACAAAAACAUAAACAUCGCGACUGACUGAUUCCCAUCGUAUCAUUAAACACUUAUUCUCUCAUAGUUAAAGGAAAAAAUUGGAACGGUUUGGACAAAUCAAUUCUAAAACAUUAAUUUCGUAUUCAGAGAAAUGGCUGCCAAAGUUUACCAACCCGAUCAGGAACUCGAAACGAAAGUUAAGAAAGCCACGGAAAGAAUAUCAGAAAACAUGCACAUUGUUGCAAACGAGCCAUCGCUUGCUUUUUACCGCCUUCAAGAGCACGUGAGAAAAGCUUUACCUCCGAUGGUGGAAAAACGUGUAGAAGUUUUGGCACUUCAGCAACAACUCCAAGGACGCUGUUACGACGUUGAGUACGCUGUCAGUGCAGUGAAAACUAUGCAAGGAGCAGAGAAAAGCUUUGACAAUACCUUGGAGUUUAUAAAAAAUGCAAUUUUCUUCAAACAACAAUUGAAAUACGAAGAACAGAGACGGCACAAGAAAGACAGCAACAGGGACAGCGUCUACAAAAGAUUGUCCGCUCAUAUUCCAACUUUGGAUCAUCUGCCUGAUGACAUUUCAGAAGUUGUAAGAGAAACUGCCAAUAGAGUUGAAUCAAUGAUGAAUCAUGCCCGAAAUUCCAAUGAACUUCAAAGAGCAAAUACUACGCAUAAUUAAUUCGAUUUUAGAAACAUAUUCAGUUUGGUAAAAGAUUUUCCACCCGAACAUUCUCAGUCAAAUAUUUCUGCUUGAGAAUUUGUUUCUCAAUUAAGAAAAAAAAAAAUUUUAUCAAUUUUGCAUAAAAUUUUCUUUCCCCAAUCGUUCUGUGAAUAUACAGUGAAUAAUAAUUAGUUUUUUAAAUCAAAAUUCGAUUGUAUUUGUUGAAAAUGCAUCGUGUAUCGAAUGUUUUUGAAUUAUUUUCUGUUCAACAAAAUACCACGAUUUUUGUCGAAUCAUUGAGAACGAAAAAAUACUAAUUGAAAGAAAUUAAUGCUUUAGACGCCUCAUUGAGGAAUUCAAACAAAAGGAAUUCCGACGUAGCUGAAAAUGUUCAUAAAUAUUUUUUAGAGAUUAUAAACUAGUCAAAAGUUGAUGUGGAACCUGGUGUAUAUGAUUAUUGUUGCAACAAUGGACAUUAGUAUAGUGUAAUAACUUUUCUAAUUUAUUUUGUAUUUAUUAUUAUAUUUACCAUGACAAAUUCUUACUCCAAAUAAAAAAAUUGUUGGAAGCA
Venturia canescens is the source of this 1312-nucleotide messenger RNA. Its product is annotated as Bprotein-1-related complex subunit 8 homolog. The record is from RefSeq and is a predicted model, not a curated record. Gene Ontology annotation, cellular component: BORC complex. NCBI's taxonomy places the organism in Eukaryota, Metazoa, Arthropoda, Insecta, Hymenoptera, Ichneumonidae. The transcript is spliced from 2 exons. Bases 235 to 759 code for a protein of 174 amino acids.